Messenger RNA from Phlebotomus argentipes, 5027 nucleotides. It is a transcript of the gene Hrb27C, whose product is annotated as heterogeneous nuclear ribonucleoprotein 27C. Lineage: Eukaryota; Metazoa; Arthropoda; Insecta; Diptera; Psychodidae. The record is from RefSeq and is a predicted model, not a curated record. The transcript is spliced from 9 exons. Bases 1901 to 3157 code for a protein of 418 amino acids. Gene Ontology annotation, molecular function: RNA binding.
UAUUUCAAUUAAAACAUUUACUUCACUGGUAUUUCGUCCUUUAUUCCUAUAUAUAAAAUAUAGAAUUUAAAACUACUUAUCGGUCGGUAAGCUGAAAAUCUUCGAAUUGGCUUACAAAAAUAUUCCCACGCGAUACUAAGACAGAAUGAUUUCUGGAUGCUUAUCAUUCUUCCCAAAUCACAUAAUCGAGGCGCCGUUUGUUUUCAUUCGUUGUUGAAAAUUUCGAUCAGAUUAUCAGAAAAUACAGAAUCGAUGGAAUGACCUCUUAUUUAUGUGAAAAAACCGUAAAUGCUUGAGAGUUUGUGUGUAAAAAUGUGGAAAUGAUAAAAUACUACGGUUUGUUAAGACCGUAGUAUUUUAAAAAGAAUGUCCUCUGUUGCAAAUUUUGCAUCUAUACCUGAGCAAAAUGAAAGCUUAUUAUGCUUAAAUAAUAAUAAAGUUUAUUCGCCUCUAUUGGUGUGUGCGUCUGCCGACGACUUCAGGACCGACCUACCCAUAGCAAGUCACAAGCAAUUUUAAGUCACAUGGCAAGCAGAUUUAUUCACUUUAGGCUAAAAAUUAUAAUGAAAUGAAAGUAGAAAUGCAUUGACUAACAAAUAUGCAAUAUUAUUUGGUAAAUAUUAUUAUAUAGCUCGGAUUUACAUCACAGCUAAUAUCUGUAAUCGCCCAAAAAUCGAAAAUUAUUUGUCAUUCCAUUGAACAAUACUCUAGAGACAACAAUAUUGUACCGUAAAAUACUUUAUUAUUAUUAUUAUUUCCGGAUUACAAUUUUGUAGGGUCUGCCCCUCUGAUUAAAAUUGCAAGUGAGUUGAAAUAAAGAAAAGAAAAAGAGAAAGAAACUAAAAAUAAAUUAAGCCAAUUGAAUGUUAAUGAAUAGCUACGCAGUAUUAUCAACUAGGAAGUGUCUCCUAAUCGCACUGACCGAGAUUCUACUAGCGCGAGGGAGUGAGUUGUAUAUCGACACUCCAGACACGAACAAAGUGCGGAAGUAAGCUUCAGUAGACGAGCUCGGAACCAAUAGCUCCGUACCCUGGCCGAGGUGCCAUGCGCCAAAAGCGAGGAGAGGUAUCGAGGGCAACCAGUCUUCAGGAGGCGACAGAUGGAGGUGACAGCCCUUAAUUUAAGAAGAUUCGGAAGAUCACAACCGAUUAGGACACUACUGUAGGGAGAGAUGUGAUCUCUGGGCCCCAGACCACAGACGUAGUGAGUACAGUUGUUGAAGGCUACCGACAACUGCCUGAUGGACGCGCAUAAAAGAGUUCUGGCCCGUAUGUGAACUGAGGGAUCAAGAGCGACCUGGCGAGAAGGAGUCUGGUGUCAUGAGAAGUGACACCCCGGAAGCGUCUUAGGGAGUAUAGCGAGAAAUUUACCUUGCGUCGCAAGGAAGAGACAUGAUCGGAUCAAGUGAGAUGGGAAUUGAAGAAUAUGCCCAGAUUGCGUACGUUUUCCACAAGGGGGAUUACCUCACCUCCAAGAGUAAGAGGGGGAGUAGAGAAAUUAUGAGAAGGUUUGCAGACAACGAUGGCCUGGGACAUUUUUGGAUUAAGAGCCAAGCCAUUGACAAGCGACCAGCGCUCAACAGCAAUGAGAUUUGAAUUCAUUAAAUCGAAGGCAGGGGAGGGAUUGCAAGGGUCACCUUCUACAUAUAUUUGAAGAUAUUACAUUGCAAGACACUGUGUCCUGCUGUGAGUGUAACUUUGUCUAGAAACGUGACUAAAACACCACAGGAACGACGUGGACACCAGCGAGAUCGCAGAGUGGCGGUUGUGGUGACAGGGAAAAAAUCACAUUACAGGGCGUAACGUGGACGGCAAAGGUGCAGAGAACACCGAGUGAAAAGUCACCACGCUUCCAAACCCAUUUUCUUUACGCCAGACGCCAUCGUGCAGAUUUGGGGAAUAUGCGGAUGACUCAAGAUAUGGAUGACGACGAGAAAGGGAAACUUUUCGUAGGUGGCUUGUCAUGGGAAACAACACAGGAUAAUUUACAAAGAUAUUUCGCACGUUACGGUGAUGUGAUUGACUGUGUUGUAAUGAAAAAUAAUGAAUCAGGCCGAUCACGUGGUUUUGGCUUCGUAACAUUUGCGGAUCCCGGAAACGUUACGCAUGUGCUGCAAAGUGGACCUCAUAAUUUGGAUGGGCGUACAAUUGAUCCCAAACCCUGCAAUCCGCGCACCCUUCAAAAACCAAAAAAAGGUGGCGGCUAUCCAAAGGUGUUCCUUGGUGGUUUACCCUCAAAUGUGACUGAAACGGAUCUACGUGUGUUUUUUGGACGAUACGGAAAAGUUAUGGAGGUUGUAAUCAUGUACGAUCAGGAGAAGAAGAAAUCCCGUGGUUUUGGUUUUUUAUCUUUUGAGGACGAGAGUAGUGUUGAACGCGUCACUAAUGAACAUUAUAUCAAUUUAAAUGGCAAGCAGGUGGAAAUUAAAAAGGCGGAGCCGCGCGAUGGUACAGCAUCAAGUAAAAUCAACAGUGGCGCAGAUGCUAAUCAGUGGGGCCCACCCCAUGGGGCACCUAUGGGUAUGCUGCAAGGCCCUAACGGUCAAAUUAAUGCUCCACCGCUUAAUAUAGCUAUGGGCGCUCCAAACAUGAUGCAAAGCUAUCAGGGCUGGGGUACGUCGCCACAGCAGCAGAGCUACGGUUACGGAACACCGAACGCCCCUGGUUCUUACCAAGGCUGGGGCGCCCCACAUGGACCACAGGGUCCGCCACCUCAUCAAUGGGGUAAUAACUAUGCUACGCAACAGACCCAGGGAUAUGGGAGUUAUGAUAUGUACAAUUCAACUACAGGACCGAGCGGCGCCUCUGGUGCUGGAAAUUGGAACGCUUGGAAUAUGCCGCAAAAUAGUGCUGGAACAGGGGGUUCGGUUGCCGAACGCUUUCUCACUGGUGACAUAUAUCCGAGAACGCAGUCUGGUCCUGGAGGUCCAACAGGUACUGGGCCCACAACUGGUAUGCCGCCUGGUGGUCCUGCCAAUACCACUUCAAAGCCUAGCUCUGAGUACAGUAGCUAUGGUUCAGGAUACGGUAUGUUAGGGAACUAUACGAAUGAUCAUACCACAUCGUAUGGCACACGGACAACGUAUGGGAAUGAAAGUACUUCUCAACCCCCUUAUGCCGUGGCUCAGCCACAGGAUGAAUUCCUCAAGCAAUAUUAAGAGGUUUGAAAAAUGCUUCUUUACCAUCACCACUAUUGAAUUGAUUUCAACUAUAGCGAUUUUCAGUGCUUUGUAAGAGGGCGCCCCAAUAGUAUUUCAUGGCUGAGUGUCACAUAGCUGCAUAUAAAUCGACAGAGAUAUUUUGUCCGUUCAUGUGACUCUCUCAAUCGUCGCUGUUAUCACGACAUGUAAAUAUGGUUACUAAAAAUUGGGUAAUUAAUUACUGGUGACCACUCGCACAAAGAAAGCUAUUUCAAAGUAUUUUCAUAUGUAUAAUGCUUUUUAAAUAAAAUUUACAAUAGCGUUUUCUAUAACUUUUAGUGUUAACUUGUUUCUUUCUUAAUUCGUCAACUUUUUUUUUAAUUUAAUUAUUAUGUCUUUUGUAACAUUUCACUCUCAGUACUUUCUAUCCCUACAAAAGUUUUUUGAAUAAACUUUUUUUUUUAGAAAAAUAUAAAGAUGAUAAAAACAUUAAAGAAAUUGCAGUGGUUAAAAAAUUAGUUAAAUGUAUAUAUUAGUGAAGAGAGUGUAGUUAUUGAAAAUGUUGUCUAAACAGGUCAUUUUAUGGUCAUAUUUUUUAGUUUCAUAUUUCCUCUUUCUCGCGAAAGCAUAUCACAUAAAGAUAAACCUCGUUGGCAAUGGUUAUUUCGGCCUCUGUCUUCAUUUAUUAUCUACCUGCUUAGCUCAACAUUACCCCUUUACAGCACCAAAAGGGAUAAUAGUAUAGAAGGCAACUAAAUCAAAAGUUUGAAAUAUAUAUAUCAUGUAAGAUACUAGGAUAUAUACACAACUACACAUGCGCCCUCUUGCGGCUUUACAAAACUUUGAGAAAAUUCUGACCUCAUUCGGAAUCCCUGAACCUUCCCCAAUCCUUAAUAAUAGUAAAUUGAAAUUUUUGUAAUUCUUAAAUGAAAGACAAACUUGUUUGAAAUGCAAUCAAAUAUAACAGAAUAAGAAAAAAAACACUAUUGAAAUAAUUAAAUAUUAAAUUGUAUUUACAGAAUAAGAAAAUCUUAUUAAUAUGAUCAAUUUAGAGACAAACAUGUGUAAAAGAGAAAAGAACAUACAUUGAAAAUUAAUACGGUAAGAAGCUUUUAUAUGAAAAUAGCAUAAAAGCAAGGGUAAAAUGUUUUAAUAAUUUUUGUUUGUCAAUGUUACUUUAAAAAUAGAGUUAAUUACUAUGAUAGAAAAGUUGCAGGAGACAGUAAAAAUAAUUUUUGUUGAAUCAGGAAAUACUGAGAAGAUCUGGUAAAAACAUUAUAUAUAUAUAUAUAUAUAUAUAUAUAAUAUAUAUAUAUAACAAAACAUAGGAAAUAAUAAAACAUUGGAACACAUACGCUAAUUUAGCAAGAUGCACUUACAAUAAUUGUACAUAUAUACUGAAAUGAACUAAUAAUAGAUAAUGUAAAGAAAAAAAUCAAGAAGUUUUAAUGAAUGAAGAAACUGUUUUACUUUGGAACAUUUCAUGCUGCAUAUAAAUAAGCGUAUAUAUAUAUAUAUAAGCAGAGAACAUAAGGAAAAUAUUGUACUACAUAUACAAAUAUAAAAAUGAGAAUUAUACAUACAACCUGGAAUAAUUAAUAAAUAAAAUUGACUACACUAAUUAAAUACACAAUGGUGAAACAUCACAAAUAUAAGAAUGUACGGAUGAAAGAAAUAUUAUAGGAUUUGAAUAUCUAAUACUGAAAUAUGAUGUUUCAGUUAGCAUUUUAGUGUUUUAGAGUUUAAAAAUUACCAAUAAUGAUUAAAACAAUUGAGAUGAUAUACAUUAUAUAUAAGAUGAAUGAUACGUUUUCAAUGUGAUUUAAAAUACAGCAACAAAAAUUUACAAAAAAAAAUAUGAGACAAAAUAAACGAAAUGAACAUACUA